AUAGUACAGUGAAUCAGUUGGGAUACUGUUAUAUUCUUUUAAAGUGAUUAAUUAUAACAUGAAGAAACAGAAUGAGGGAGUUGAAGUAGUUGAAAAUGGAAAUGAUACUUUGUUGAGAAAAACAGAUGCAGCUUUAUUUGCCUGGCCAUGGAAGAACUUGGGAAAUUACAAGUAUUUGUUGUAUGGACCAUUUCUUGCGAAAUUCAUACAUUCUAUGUAUUGGAAAGAGAGCAUGGAGGAUAUUUGGUGUUUGCAUAUUCUUGUAUUGUGUGCUCUGAGAGGCCUUGUUCAUCAGCUAUGGAGCACUUAUAAUAAUAUGUUGUAUCUAAAUCGCACGCGAAGGGUGUCUCAACAAGGGAUAGAUUAUGAGCAAAUUGAUCAUGAAUGGGAUUGGGAUAACUUCCUUAUCCUUCAAGCUAUUGUGGGAUCGUUCGUCUACUUGAACUUCCCUUCACUGGUUAAUCUUCCUCUUUGGGAUGUAAGAGGGCUUAUUUCUUGUCUCAUACUUCAUAUUGGUAUCUCAGAGCCACUGUUCUAUUGGAUGCACAGAUUAUUGCAUUCCUCUCAUCUGUUUCCGCUAUACCACUGGCAUCACCACGAGUCUAAAAUCACACACCCCUUUACUGCUGGGCAUGCAACAUUUCUGGAACAUCUUUUGCUCUGUGUGGUUAUAGGAAUUCCAACCUUAGGCACUGCAUUUAUUGGUUACGGAUCAAUAAUUGUUAUGUACAGUUAUAUUCUGGCAUUCGAUUUCUUAAGAUGUUUGGGACACAGCAAUGUUGAAAUCAUUCCUCAUAGUCUCUACCAGCGCGUUCCACUACUUAGAUAUGUUAUUUACUGCCCGACAUACCACAGUCUACACCAUCAGGAAAUGAAGACAAAUCUCUGUCUCUUCAUGCCUCUAUAUGAUAUGUUGGGAAAUACUUUAAAUACCGCUCCGUGGAGCCUUCACAAAGAAAUAAGUUCAAGGACAAGUACAGAUGAAAGAGCACCAGAUUUUGUGUUUCUUGCACAUAUUGUUGAUAUUAUGUCGUCAAUGCAUGCCCCGUUUUUGUUCCGGUCAUUCAGCUCAGGGCCUUUCUCUACAAGGCUCUUCUUGUUACCGAUGUGGCCUUUUGCCUUUGUGGUGGUGCUUGCUAUGUGGCUGAAGACUAAGACUUUUUUGUUCAGUUUUUACAACAUAAGAGGAAGACUCAACCAAACUUGGAUUGUGCCCAGGGCUGGUUUUCAGUAUUUCUUGCCCUUUGCUGCAGAAGGCAUAAAUAAGCUCAUUGAAGAAGCUAUUCUUAGGGCUGACAGAAUUGGUGUCAAGGUUAUCAGCCUUGCUGCAUUAAAUAAGAAUGAAAGUUUAAAUGGCGGUGGAACACUCUUUGUCAACAAGCAUCCGAAUCUCAGAGUCCGAGUAGUCCAUGGAAACACCUUGACAGCUGCUGUGAUCUUGAAUGAGAUUCCUCGAGAUGUAAAUGAGGUCUUCUUAACAGGUGCUACUUCUAAGCUUGGAAGGGCCAUUGCACUCUACCUUACUCGUCAAAGAGUCAGAGUUCUGAUGCUCACUAAGUCCACUGAGAGAUUCAUGAAAAUUCAAAGAGAAGCUCCAGUUGAGUGCCAGAAGUAUCUGGUUCAAGUGACAAAUUGCAAAGAAGCUAAACAGUGUAAGACUUGGAUUAUUGGCAAAUGGUCUACCCCUAGAGAGCAGAGCUGGGCUCCAUCAGGAACUCACUUUUAUCAGUUUGUCGUUCCUCCUAUCAUUCCCUUUCGCAGAGACUGCACCUAUGGCAAGUUAGCAGCAAUGAGACUUCCAAAAGAUGUCACUGGUUUAGGAACUUGUGAGUAUACAAUGGGAAGAGGCAUAGUUCAUGCUUGUCACGCGGGUGGGCUAGUUCAUCUUCUUGAAGGCUGGACACACCAUGAGGUUGGAGCUAUCGAUGUUGAUCAGAUUGAUGUCGUGUGGGAGGCUGCAUUAAAGCAUGGUUUGAAACCUUUGUAUAAUUCACCAUAGUGAUACCAUUUGUUUCUUAUUCAUCAUGAAAACACCUUCAUGACCUAAAAGGUUUGGAGUUGUAACAAAAUCCAUAUAAAAAGUCUUCCAAAGAUUGUUUCACAAGUCAAUACUUCAUUACAUGCAGAAUCUAUUUGUAAUCAAACAAAAGUGUAAGCCUAAUAAAGGAAAUAAGCUAUAUAUCAUUGUAUUUCCCGCUAAAAUGCACUGUUAAUGUAAGUGGUACAUAUUUGGUUUUCUGGGGAGUUCUUGUAUUUCCCUGUGAAUAUAGAUAUGUUUUUGUCUAAUGUAUCGAGCUUUGCUAAACGAAGAUAUCAGACAAAUAAUCUUGCUGUUAGG
This is a messenger RNA of Solanum verrucosum, 2338 nucleotides long. Its product is annotated as very-long-chain aldehyde decarbonylase CER3-like. The record is from RefSeq and is a predicted model, not a curated record. The transcript has 11 exons. Gene Ontology annotation, biological process: lipid biosynthetic process. Bases 59 to 1999 code for a protein of 646 amino acids. Lineage: Eukaryota; Viridiplantae; Streptophyta; Magnoliopsida; Solanales; Solanaceae. Gene Ontology annotation, molecular function: iron ion binding; oxidoreductase activity.